Balaenoptera ricei (Rice's whale) is the source of this 3594-nucleotide messenger RNA. It is a transcript of the gene LYSMD4, whose product is annotated as LysM domain containing 4. The transcript has 3 exons. The record is from RefSeq and is a predicted model, not a curated record. The coding region runs from base 850 to 1743 and encodes 297 amino acids. NCBI's taxonomy places the organism in Eukaryota, Metazoa, Chordata, Mammalia, Artiodactyla, Balaenopteridae.
CGACCGGUCUCGGCGCAUCCGGGACGCUGAGGUACCUGGCCUGCGGGAGAGGGGCUGCGUGGGCCUGUUGCGGUGCUGCGGCGUCCGCCCAGCUCGUCGGCUGGGUGGCGAGUCGCCACUCCUGGGUCUCUGAGGUCACCGUCCUGCAGCUGGAGGUGCAGCGUCCCAGACCGUCGAGGACUGCCCCGAGAUUUCUGGGGUGGAGGUCAGAGGUCGGAGGUCAUGCCUUUGUUGAAUGUUGGGGCCCCACCCGUCUAAGCAUAGAGGCGGGCCGCUCUCUGUUUUUAUAGUCAGCUCCCUUUCGCGGAAGGAGCUCCGAGGGAAACUGAGGCCUGCGAGCCGCCGGGGCUCCUGGCAGGCGCUGAGCUCCGACGGGAAGGUCCGCCCGACCUCGGGCCGCCGCAGGUGACCCUCGGGCACCCGGAGAGCCGCCUCCUCCCUCCCUCCUCCGGGCCGGCGGGGCCCCCGGAGUGCGGGGAGGGGUCUGGGGCGAGGUGGGGGGGUCGCUCCGUGGUCACGCUGUCCUGAGGGGGCCGCCCCUCUUUCUGGCUCCGAAGAAACCCGGUGCCAACUCUUUUUGAGGCUGUCGUUCCCGGGUUGGAGAUUUCAUGUCUGGAAGUUCAUUCGAGCAACUUGGAGAGGGGAAAGGCUUGUAUUGUGGCUUCCGCACUCGUCGGGAAGUGAAAAUAACCAGACACGGGGAGGUUCUGAAGGCCAAGGGACCUGUGAGAAACCGGACGAAUUUCAUAGUUUGACAGAAAUCUUCCCCCAGCUUGCCUCACAUGUUAUAUAAUUCAAGUCGUUUCAAAGUCAAGAGUAUUUAGUCUCAUAGUUCUUCUAAUUAAGAAAAUGAGGCAGAAGGAAGUGUUAACCAAGACCUUCCAAGGCCCAGCCGUGGUCUGUAGGACUCCGACCAGCCACAUUUACAUGUUUGAGAAUGGUGUUGGGGACUCCGGGGACUCCUCUGAGGAAGAGUCCCACCAAAUAGCUCUGCGGCCCCGGGGCAAGGAGCGCCAGAAGAAGGGUGCCCACCACCCUCACCAGCCAGGAGCAGGGGACAUGGUGCUGCUGCAGCGGGAGCUGGCCCAGGAGGACAGCCUCAACAAGCUCGCUCUUCAGUAUGGCUGCAAAGUUGCAGAUAUCAAGAAAGUCAACAACUUCAUCAGAGAACAAGACUUACAUGCUUUGAAAUCUGUUAAGAUUCCAGUGAAAAACCACGGGAUCCUAACAGAGACCCACAAAGAACUCAGACCCCUCCUGAGCUCAUCUACAGAGACCAGAGUGACCUUCGAGGAGCAGCCAGACCCAGACAGAGCAGCUGUCAGUGCCAGUGCAUCGUCUAACCCACUGACGGAUUUCUUUAAGGGCAUUGACCAGAAUAUUGAGCAUGCAGUGCAGUCGGAAAUCUUUUUGAGUGAAAGUUACUGCAUAGAGACCUCCAGUCAGCCACUGCUUCCGACUCUUCCGAAGAUACCUACAAACGGUGCAGACUGUGGAAUUCAGAGGUGGAAUGCUGUUUUUAUCAUGCUUCUGAUUGGAAUUGUUUUACCAGUGUUUUAUUUGGUCUAUUUUAAAAUACAAAGUACUAGUGAGAUCCCUAGUAUCUUGAAUACAACUGCUGUCCCUAAUGGCUCGAUGGCAGUGAGUGCAGUUCUAGGGCAAUCCCCCAAAUUAGCGAUUCCAUUGCCAACCAUUCCCUCUUCAGACAGCCAGUUCAGUCAGACCACCCACGGGGAGAACUAGCUCUUGUUGUUUCUAAGGAAUCAGGGCAGCUUUAGCACUUGCGCUCCUAAUGUGCAUCAGCCGACAUUGGCCAUAUCUUAGCGUGCUGCAUUUUUUUUUCUGUGACAUAUGGACGCGUUACAGAAGCCACCAUCAUGUCAGUCACACUCAUCAUGGGGAAUAGACUCGCCUGAUCCAAGGCUGUGGGAGCCAAAACACCAGCAUCCUCAACCUCCUACAUCCAAAGAGGAGGGGCAGGAGAGACAUUUACACAUGACAGAUGCUGUUCCUUGAAGGCACUUAGUGGACUGGCCAUGAAUGUCUUCACAAUAGCACUGUGUAGGUCCCCAAGCUGGAUGUGCUUGGAGGGAGAUGAAUGGCAUUGGCAGAGGGACCUGCAGUAUGGGAGCCCCUGGUAUCAGCUUUGGUUGUCUGGAUGUUUGCUUUGUCCCCUGCCUGCUGUGGAGGAGUGACUGGCUCUGACAAAUGAUGUUUUGUGUCCCCCCAACAAAGGUGUUGUGCAAUAGCGAUGGGAUGUCACCCUGUUGCAGAGUGUGACACAUGACAGUUGUAAUAAGCCCUGCUUCACAUUUGCCCCCUCAGACAGCCUUUUUGAGGCAAUGUCAUAUCUAGAAUUUAAAAAGCCCUAAAUCUAAAUUGCUAUAAUACUGAGUAAAUAGCAGUUCUGUUCCUCGUAAUUUUAGAGCUCCUUAAUCUGACACACAGGCACGUUUUAAGCACUUCCUGGCCAGGACAUGUGGAGGCCAUGGCCCAGUUUCACCUGAGGAGCAUUUCUACAGUGAUUGCUAACUGGAGUCCCCAAGUCAGCAUUCUUGGAAGGAUCUCUUCCUGGUCAGUGUCUGGAGUGGAGUAGGUAUAGGGAGAAGGAUGAGUGCCUAUCACCGAGGUCCCAACAUGUGACACUUACAAGGCUGAACAGUCAUCAGUCCAGCUUUUGCUGGCCCCUGUAUGUGUCUGGAAGAGUGGUACAGGGAGAAUGGGCUUGCUUCCUGCUGCUUCCUUGACUCCAUCCUUAGGACUUAUAGAGCCACAGAACAGGAACGGGGCUCAGUCACUUUUCCUUGGGUGAAUACAAUGUAGCUCAUAAUGUUAAAAUAUUGAACACUUAAUGGAGGGCCUAGAGGUGACCCUUGCUGUGGAAGACCGUAAAAAGAGGGGCCUGGGGGUUUGCCCGUCUCCUCCUAUGACAAGGCAACAGUGGUGCUAAGUUCAGAGGCUCGUGGAGGGCAUGGGUUGGCCUCUGAGACCUUGCUGGUGGAGCAAGCGUGAAUGGGGUGAGGGCAGGAGUCUGCCUCGGUCCCUUGGAGGAGUGGAAAUUGGCCAGGGUGGCUGGUGGCUCAGCCUUAGGGAGGUCUGUCUCCAGGGAGGAAAACAUGCUGCUCUUGGGUUUUAGGCAGGUUUAAGACAUUUGACACAUUCGGCCUAGAGAUCAAUUUAAAAGAGCUCAUCAUGUAAGAGGAGGGGAAUGUGGCGGACAAGUACCUGAGAUGGGCUUCCAGUUUCUUUCCCCUCUCAGUUAUGUGAAAAACUAUUUUGCCCUGGGUUCAAUUAGCAAAUUUAAAUUAUCUUCAAAAUUAAAUGUUUUCUUCAAAAGCAAAAUGGUCUUCAGGAUAAAAUGAACUUGUCAGCCUUUGCUACAGGAAAUGUUUUGAUCAUGUAAAUGCUUUUCCAGCCAAACGUUUGUGUGCACUGUGCCCCUGAGGGCCACAGGUUUCUCUAACCAUUUGUCACCAUUAAUUUCGCCAGGCAGGACUCAGACUCUCAUGAGAAAAUGACUUUUGCCAGGCAAAGAAUGAAUAUCUGUAUACUUUUUUUCAAAUGUAAUAAAAUAAUUUCUUCUGUGAAGGAAAA